AUGUCAUCGGAUGGUCACAUUGGCGUUGAUCUUAAUGAUGAUAAUGACGGCAUCGAAGAAAUACGUCCGCCUCCUCGUCUCGUGGGAAGGGACAAUGCAAAAGCUCAAGGAAAAAGAAAAGGAAAAGCGACAUCGUCAAAUUCUUCAAUCGGAACAGAGCGCUCAACUAUGGCAGAGAAAAUGACGGCGGAGGAAAUGGUGGCACAGAUGGCACAACUGGCUAAAACCAUCCGACUCACAUAUGUAGAUCACACUACUAUAACCAGCUCUAGCGAAGGAGCUGAUCACUUUGCAGCCGUUCACAAGAUUUUUGGUGCAAGCAAUGCCUCCAAGCUAUUGAUGAAACUCCCACUGCAAGAUAGAGGUGAAGCUGCUAUCAGUUUAUCCUAUGAAGCUUUGGCUCGAUUGCAGGAUCCUGUAUAUGGUUGUGUAGCUCAAAUCUUUGCUCUUGAGCAACAGGUAGCUGGUUUACAAGAAGAGAUAGAUCAGCUUUUGAAUUACAUGACUUAUGUAUCUUCUGAGUUUAAUGGUACGAGCGUCAGUGAUCAUCUAAACCAACAGACAACGCCGUUGUUUGCUGCACCGCAAGUUUCAUCUACAUCCUUGGCUAUUUUGGAGGGUCAAAAUUCUCUUUCUCACAGCCUUCUCGACCAGCCACUCAUGGAAAGCUUUUAA
This is a messenger RNA of Lactuca saligna, 675 nucleotides long. The record is from the annotation of a GenBank genome assembly. NCBI's taxonomy places the organism in Eukaryota, Viridiplantae, Streptophyta, Magnoliopsida, Asterales, Asteraceae.